Messenger RNA from Phoenix dactylifera (date palm), 1270 nucleotides. The record is from RefSeq and is a predicted model, not a curated record. Lineage: Eukaryota; Viridiplantae; Streptophyta; Magnoliopsida; Arecales; Arecaceae.
UUAGAGGACAGAUUUUUUUUUUUUUUUUCCGCUGAAAACGGGCAUUGCCGUUCAAAACCUUUAAAAAACCUGCCCCCCAAACCGAAAUCCCCCUCCUUCCACGGUUCGGGGAAUUCCGAUUGCCUUAUUGCCAAGAUCAAAUUUUUACCCUUCUUCUCUCCUGGAGAUGGAGGAGAAAGCUGCCAGAUCGACGGCGGAGAUCGGGUUCGUGAUCGAGGUGGACGCGGCGGCGGCGAUGAUGAAGGAAUGGGGGGUCGCCACCGCGCCGGAGCUGCUGGUGGCGCUGGUCCCAUCCGCCCUGAGGAUGGCUCGGCCGCCCAUCUCGAACUUCCCCGUGGGGGCCGUCGGACUGGGGGAGAGCGGCCGGAUUUACGUCGGGGUGAACAUGGAGUUCCCCGGGCUGCCGCUCCACCACUCCAUCCACGCCGAGCAGUUCCUGGUCACCAACGCCGCCGUCCACGGCGAGACCGGGAUCCGGUGCAUCGCCGUCUCCUCCGCCCCAUGCGGCCACUGCCGCCAGUUCCUCCAGGAGCUCCGCCGGGCGGCGGAUAUCCAGAUCCUCGUCACGUCCGACGGCCCUGGUUCCGCCUUCCUCCCCCUCUCCUCCUUCCUCCCCCGCCCCUUCGGCCCCCCCGAUCUCCUCCACAAGGACCAUCCCCUCCUUCUCGAGCCCCACGACAACAAGAUCGCCCUUCUAGACGACGACGAGGAUGCCAAGGCCCCCGCCGGCGGGGGGAUCUGUAACGGGAUCGGGGGAGAUUUGGAGGAGCGGCUGAGGGCGGCGGCGGAGGGAGCGGCGAGGGCGUCGCACGCGCCCUACAGCAAGUGCCCGGCGGGGUUCGCGGUGGCGGACGGGGAGGGGAGGGUGUACGCGGGGUCGUACGAGGAGUCGGCGGCGUACAACCCGAGCCUGGGGCCGGUACAGGCGGCGGCGGUGGCGUACGUGGCGGCGGGCUGCGGCGGUGGGGGAGCAGGGAAGGGGUACGGGUUCGUGGCGGCGGCGCUGGCGGAGGCGGAGGGGGUGCCGGUGUCGCACGAAGCGACGGCAAGGGUCUUCCUGGCGGUGGUGGCGCCGCGGGCCCACCUCAAGGUCUACCGGUUCCACUCCUCCGCCGCCACCUAGACAGCGGUUACUCGACGCCGGGUCCGUUUCCCUCCGGAGAAACGGACGGAAAAUGGACAGCUGUGAUCAACUGAAUUAUAAUCAAGCGGUUCCAGAUGUUCCGCUGUUCCAUCGAUAUCAAUAAAAUCUGGGCUUAAUCUCUCUCUA